AUGCCUGAAGAAGAGCCGGCCUACGGUUCUCUGAACAUCCCAGCAAGCUCGAGCAACCAUGCCCGUCUAGAUAGCAGCUUUGCGGAGUCGGAGAUGGGGGGUCGACACAGGUCAUCCUCGAUCUCAAACCGAUUUCGUCAAGCCGGAGGUCCAAACAGCUUGGAUAACUUUGCCCGCUCCUGGCAGCGAGCUGCCGCCUUCCCGGAGGUUCUCCCACGGCGGUCAUCAUUUGUCUCCACCAACGAAGAUGACGAUAUCGCCAUAGCAACAGGUCAAGACCACAGCUCGCACUCCGCAUCCUGGGGUCAAUCCUGGGGUCGGAACUCAAAUGCAGACCGGCCUCUUUUGCGGGACUCGGACUCGGAGCAUGAAGAAGAUGAUCUACCCGAGCCCACGAAACGUGCACUACCUAGUACUGGCCUGCUUGGUACAUCGUUUGAUCGCAGUUUCGCGGCUUCGUAUGGAUCUAUUUCCUCGCGAGUCAGUGACUCGACUAGGAGGCAUGCCAUCCAGUUCCACCGAGAUCAACUUCCUCAGGCUCACGUUGAGGGGUCUGGGGACCCAGAUCGGAGUCCGUUGUUGGUGAAGCAUAUCCAGCAUGAGGAUGGGACGCAGGAGGAUAUCAUUGUGGGUCAAUCUACAGUCCCACAGACGAUCUUCAACUCGGUGAAUGUGUUGAUUGGGAUUGGGUUGCUGAGUUUGCCCUUGGCGUUGAAGCACGCCGGCUGGGUCUUUGGCUUGUUCUUCCUUGUAUUCUCGGCCGUAUCGACCUCUUACACAGCUAAGAUUUUGGCUAAAUGUUUAGACGUGGACCGGAGUGUUGUCACUUAUGCGGAUUUGGCAUACAUUGCCUUCGGGCAACAGGCCCGUUUGAUUAUCAGCUUCCUGUUCUGUUUGGAGCUUCUGGGUGCUUGUGUGGCUCUAGUGGUGUUGUUUGCUGACAGUCUAUAUGCACUGGUGCCGGGUCUGACCAUUUUGCAAUGGAAGAUCGUCUGUGGACUUGUGCUUCUUCCGCUCAACUUCUUGCCACUUCGGUUCCUGAGUAUCACCAGUAUUUUGGGCAUCAUAUCUUGCACGUCAAUCGUGAUCCUCAUUUGUAUCGAUGGUUUGAUAAAGCCAAACGCGCCAGGUUCGCUACGCCAGCCGGCAAACACUUUCAUGUUCCCCGAGAACUGGGCUACCUUCCCCUUGAGCUUUGGCCUCAUUAUGUCUCCCUGGGGUGGACACGGUGUUUUCCCAAAUAUCUACAGAGACAUGAGGCACCCUCAGAAAUACGGCAAGAGUCUCUGGGUGACCUAUAUAUUUACUUUUACUCUGGACUGUUCAAUGGCAAUCAUUGGUUGGCUGAUGUUCGGUGAUGUUGUCCGCGAUGAAAUCACCGCAAACAUCCUCACAAUCACCGACUACCCACAGUCUAUAUCCGUCGGGAUCAUAGUAUUUAUCGCAAUAAUUCCCCUCGCAAAAGUACCAUUGAACGCUCGUCCUCUUGUCGCCACAUUUGAGGUUCUUUGCGGACUUGGAGUGGUUCAGUUGCCAGCUGACCACGGCUCCGAGAAGAUGCAGAAGAUUGGCCGCGCGUUGGUGCGUGUCUUUGUCGUGGUUAUGAUUGUCAUCUUGGCGGUCAUCUUCCCAUCUUUCGACCGCAUCAUGGCCUUCCUGGGAUCUUUCUUGUGCUUCACGAUCUGUAUCAUCUUCCCUCUUGCAUUUUACCUCAAGAUCUUUGGAAAGGAGAUCAGCCGCACCGAGCGCAUUCUGGAUUGGGCUCUGCUCAUUCUUUCCAGUAUAUUGGCAGCAGUGGGAACCGUCUGGGCCUUUUUGCCCCAGGAAAUUCUCAACGCAAACUAG
Molecule: messenger RNA, 1845 nt
Organism: Penicillium olsonii
Lineage: Eukaryota; Fungi; Ascomycota; Eurotiomycetes; Eurotiales; Aspergillaceae
Source: the annotation of a GenBank genome assembly